AUGGAAGUGGAACACAAUACAGGAUUAGAUAGACUUAAGUAAUAAGCAGAAGAUCAUAAAAAUAAAGGAAACGAUUAUUUUAAAAGAGCAUUAUAUUCAAAUGCUGCAGAGGAAUACGAAAAAGCUAUAGGUAUCAAUAAUUUUCCUAUUUUAGAACUUUGUCCAAAUGAACCAAAUUAUUAUGGUAAUAGGGCUGCUUGUUUCCUUCAAAUGAAAAAGUAAUUUUUUAUUAAUAAUCUAUUUAGGUACAACAAAUGUUUAAAGGACUGUGAAAAAGCUCUCAGUUUAGACCCCAAUAACCCUAAGUUUCUAAGAAGAAAGGCUUUGAGUUUGUAAUAUUUGGGAAUGUUAACAGAAGCCAAGCCUAUUUUUGGGCAAAUUGUUAAUUUAGAUAAUAGUGAGUAAUCCAUCAAGGAACAUAAACAAAUUAAUGAAUUAAUCUAUAAUGUGUAGUAAACACAUCAGAAAUUGGAUGCCAAAUAAUAUAAAGAAGCUUUAUAUUAUAUGGAAAAAGUUGCAAAGGAAAUUCCAGAUGCUGUCGACAUUCAAAUUCUGAAUUGUGAAUGUUUAGCCAGAACAGGCAAUGCUAAUUAAGCUUAGGAAUAGCUAAGACUUAUUUAGGAGAAGUGUGGACCAAGGGCUGAAACAUCUUAUUUAAAGGGUCUAAUAGAAUUAUAUGGAGGAAACCCAGAUAAGGCAAAACCUAUACUUUAAGAAGGAGUAAGACAAGAUUAGAAUAACAAAAAAUGUUUACUAGCUUUUCAAAUGGCUAAGGAUUCAGAUAAUUAUAAAUCCAAAGGAAAUGAUUGUUUAAAUUCAAAUAAAUUUAAUGAAGCUAUUGAUUAUUAUACCAAAGCGUUGGAAGUGGAUUCUAACAAUCUUAAAUUCAAUUCCAUAAUUUAUGCCAAUAGAGGAUUGGCUUAUUAGAAAUUGAAGGAUCAUAGAAAGGCAGUUAAUGACUUUGAUAAAUCAAUUGAAUUGAAUGACCGAUACUUCAAAGCCUAUUUGAGAAGAGGAGAUUCAAGAUAGGAGUUAGGAGAUUUGGAUGGUGCAUAAGGUGACUAUUAGAAGGUGAUGGAGUUAGAUUAAGGAUCAAUAUAAUAAAUGAGAUAGAAGAUCAAUGAGAUAACUAGAAAAUAGAAACAAUUAUCAAAGAAAGACUAUUAUAAAAUAUUAGAGGUUGACAAAAAUGCGUCAGAGGCAGAUAUCAAGAAAGCAUAUAGAAAAUUGGCUUUGCAAUGGCAUCCAGAUAAAAAUAAAGAAAGUGAAGAAUAAAAAGUAUACUAUUUUAUAAUAUUAUUAUAGAAAUUAGCUGAUAAGAAAUUCAGAGAAAUCGCUGAGGCCUAUAGUGUAUUGAGUGAUAAAUAAAAAAGAUAACAAUAUGAUAUGGGAGUAGAUCCAAAUGAUCCAAUGGGAGGAGCAGGAGGAUUUGAAACAAAUAUUGAUCCAUCCCAAAUAUUCAAGAUGUUCUUUGGUAGUGAAGGAGGAGCAGAUUUUGGUGACUUUGGUUUUGGAAAUAUGGCAGGAGGAGAAUUUCCAGGAGGAUUCAAAACUGUUUUUACAACUAAUUUAGGAGGAAUGGGUUAGAACAUGAGAGGAGGAUCAGGAUUUCCAUUUUAAUUUGGAGAUUUCUCAUAAUAAGGAGGAGCAGGAUUUUCUGGAUUUUCAUUUCCAGGGAUGCAAUUCACAUAAUAGCAACAAAGAAGAAAAUGA
Paramecium octaurelia is the source of this 1713-nucleotide messenger RNA. The record is from the annotation of a GenBank genome assembly. Lineage: Eukaryota; Ciliophora; Oligohymenophorea; Peniculida; Parameciidae.